AUGGGGGUAUUGAAUCAUUUUUUCUUUUUGUUAUUUCUGUAUAUUAACAGUACGAGUGCUUUCAAUAAUCCUCAAGAGGAGUUUAUGGACAGAUUUGAUAUAAAUAAGAAUCAUGUGAAUAUAAAAUGGUCAAAAUAUGGGAUACAUGGAAAUGGGAAAUUCAAAUAUGAAAUUGGAGAAAGAGACAUUAUUUCAAAAGGGAAUGAAUCCGAAAAAUUGACUAUUUGUCCAAAUCAUAUAAAAGAAGGGACUUACAAAUUGGGUUGUCCUGAUUAUGGGAAAACGUUUUUGAUGGGUUUUGAGGAUAAAAAAUAUAGUGAAGAGUUUUUAAAUGAAAUAAGUUUUGGUUUUUUGAAUAAAAAAUAUAAUCUUCCUAUAGAAAUUCCUUUGAACAAAAGUGGAUUAUCUAUGUACCAAGGUCUCUUUAAACAUUGUCCUUAUAAUAAGAAACAUUAUAGUAUGAUAAAAAAAGAAAAUGGAUAUGAUAUGUGUUUUCGUAAAUUUUAUAACAAUAGUAAUAUAUCCACAAGGAUAUAUAAACGAGGUAAACAAAAGAGAAAAAUCAUAUAUUUUAGCUCACAUGGUCUUGGAGGACGAUUAGGUGCUAAUAUUGAAGAACCUUUACAUAAAUAUGAUUAUGAUGAACACUAUGUAACUAAAAAAAUGAGAUAUCCAGAAAAUAUAAAAAAUUUGUUUGAUUGUUCUAUAUAUUCUCAUUGUAUAGGACCCUGUCUCUACAAAGAUUUUAAUAAUAGAUGCUUUCUUAAUUUACCAGUUCUUUUUAAUCAUCAAACAAAUGAAUGUGUAAUUAUAGGAACACAUGAAGAAAGGAGAAUUCAUAACUGUCAAAGUGAAAGUACUGAUAAGACAAUACAGAGAUGUUUUCAUCCUGUGAAAAAGGAAAAAGGUAACCAAUGGACCUAUGCUUCAUCCUUCAUACGUACAGAUUAUAUGACAAAAUGUCCACCAAGGUUCCCAUUAAAUCAUACUAUGUUUGGAUAUUUUAAUUAUAGUACUGGAGAAUGUGAAACCGAUUAUAGGAAUUAUGAAAAACGUACUUUAUCAUUUUCAAAAUGUAUUGAAAAAUUAUUUAAUAAUAUUAAGAAACAGGAUGAUAUGAAUAAUAGUUCAUUUUUAUGGGGAGUUUGGAAUAUGGAAAAUAAAACAAAUGAAAAAACAAUAUUAACAUCUAUGAAUAAUACAGGAUCAUGCUACUUUUUAAAGACAAAGCCAACAUGUGUAGUGGAAAAGGAAAAUCAUUUUUCUUUUACUAUUUUAACGGCAAAUUCAUUUAAUCUAGAUAAAAAUAUAAUAUAUCCUAAAAUAAAAAAUAAUUCUUCUAAUCUGGAUGCUAGUUUAAUUAAUUUCAAAAAUCCAGAGCAAACAAAUAAAAGAGUUCUAUAUGAAAAUAAUAAAAAAUCAAAAAGAAAUGUAAGAACAAAUAUGAAUCCUGUCAAUGCAUUUACAAUACCUUCAAAUUUAGAUACAAAGGAGAAGGAAGAAUAUAAUAUGAAGGAAGUAAAAAAUUAUCCUAACAAUAAUGUAUCAUAUAUACAAAAAGUUCAUUCAUCCUUUAUAAAGAAUAGGUUUAAAUUAAAUUCAGAUAGUUCGUUUAAACCAAUACAUCAAAUGAUACAAAUGAAUAUAUCUACAGAUAAUAAAUUAUAUGAUUAUAAUAAUCAAAAAAGUAAAGAUUCAAAUAAAAAUAUGAAUGGAAUAUCAGUAACUGAAAGAAAUCCAUUUAUGAGAGAAAAUCAAAAUAUAAACCCACAAAGGAAUUAUAUGGAAAGAUUUGAUAUUCCGAAUAAUCAUAUAUUCAUAGAAUGGCAAAAGGAAGGUGAAUAUGGAAAGGACGAAUUUAAAUAUAAUAUUAUAUCAAAUAAAACAGCAGGUACGAGUCAAUCAUUAUUCUAUAAUUAUAAAGACAAAAAAUGUCCAAAUCAUGUAUAUGAAGGGAGAGCACAUGGUAGUUGUCCGAAUUAUGGUAAAGCUAUUAUUGUACAAAAUCUUCAAGGUGAAGAAUAUGAUAAGAAUUUUAAUUUGAACUUUUUAAAUGAAAUACGUACAGGAUACCUUAACAAAUAUUUUAAGAAUGAUGUUGAAAUAUCUUAUGAAGAUAGUGGAAUAGCUAUGCAUAAUAACAUGCUAUCAACUUGUCCAGUUCAUGAAAAUGAAGAAAAAUUAUUUUCUGAGAAAACAGAUUAUAAUUAUAAUAUGUGUAAAUCUAGAAUAUUUUCAAAUCGUUUUACGAUGAAGGAAUAUGACCCCAAAACACAAUUGUUUAUGUAUUAUGGUUUGUAUGGUUUAGGUGGACGAUUAGGUGCUAAUAUUAAACGAGACAAACAGAAAGACAAAAAAUAUCAAGAUAAUAUAACAUUACCUAUGAAAAAUCCAUCACUAAUUAAGAAUUUGUUCGACUGCUCUAUAUAUUCUUAUUGUUUGGGUCCUUGUUUAGAAAAUUCAUUUGGUAAUAAGUGUUUCCGUAAUUUGCCUGCUUAUUAUAAUCAUUCAACAAAUGAAUGUGUUAUAUUGGGUACGCACGAACAAGAAAGAUCAAGUUCGUGUAGAAGAACGAUAGAAGAAAAAAAAAAACCUAAUUGUCAGAUAUUAAGAAAAACAAAUGAUUCAAAAGAUUGGACUUAUGUUUCUUCAUUUAUCAGACCUGAUUAUGAAACAAAAUGUCCACCUAGAUUUCCUUUAAAAUCAAAGGUUUUUGGUACGUUUGACCGAAAAACAGGAAAAUGUAAAAGUCUCUUGGAUGAGGCAUAUGUAGUUGGAAUUAAUAAUUUUUCUGAAUGUUUAGAAUAUUUAUUUUUAACAUCACCUAAGGAUUUAUAUAAUAGCCAAAGAAAUAAAUAUUGGGGUAUUUGGGCAGCAGAACAUUCUGUUAAUGAAAAUAAUAUUGACAUAGCAAAUGGUAAAUGUUAUCAUUUAGUUAUAAAGCCAACAUGUAUCAUAGAUAAGGAGAACCAUUUUUCUUUUACUGCACUUACAGCAAAUACUGUUGAUUUUAACCAAACGAUUAAUAUAAGAAAAAUUGAAGAAUUAACUGACUAUGGAAACAAAGAUGAUAAACUAAAAGAAAAGGAAAUUAAUAAUAAACCUAUUGAUAAUGUGAAGCAACCAAAAGAUAAUAGGAAAAGUCAUGUAAAUUCUAUGGGAAAAAAUAAGCCCUCUUAUAAUGAAAAUGAUGAUAAGGAAAAUGAAUAUGAAAGCAUGGAAAAAAAUCUUGAAGAUGAAAUAAAUUCUGAAGAAUCUGGAUUAUUUGAGGAAGCUCGAAGAGCAGGGGUUCGAAAGAACGUGGAAAAUGACAAUAAAAAUGAGAAAGAUAAAUUGGAUGAGAUAAAAAAAGAAAAGCAAUUAAAAGAGGAAGAGGAGGCAAGGAAGGUAGAAACAAGAAGAAGAGAAGACGAAUCAAAAAAAAAGGAAGAUACAAGAAGAUAUGAAGAUGAAAGGAGGAUAGAAGCAGCAAGAAGAUAUGAUGAUGCAAAGAGGAUAGAAGCAGCAAGAAGAUAUGAAGAUGAAAGGAGGAUAGAAGCAGCAAGAAGAUAUGAUGAUGCAAAAAGGAUAGAAGCAGCAAGAAGAUAUGAAGAUGAAAGGAGGAUAGAAGAAGCAAAAAGAGCUGAAGAAAUAAGAAAAGCCGAAGAUUUAAGAAAGGAAGAAGAAGUAAGAAAGGCAGAAGAAAUAAGAAAAUUCGAGGAAGCACGAAUGGCACAUUUUGCUAGAAGACAAGCAGCAAUCAAAGCUGAAGAAAAAAAAAGGGAUGAUGAAUUAAAAAAAGCUGAAGAAAAAAAAAGGGAUGAUGAAUUAAAAAAAGCUGAAGAAGCAAGAAAGGCAAUAAAAGAAAGAAAUGCAGAAGAAAUAAGAAAAUUCGAGGAAGCAAGAAUGGCGCAUUUUGCUAGAAGACAAGACGCAAUCAAAGCUGAAGCAAAAAGAAAGGCCGAUGAGUUAAAAAAAGCUGAAGAAAAAAGAAAGGCCGAUGAGUUAAAAAAAGCUGAAGCAAAGAAAAAGGCUGAUGAGUUAAAAAAAGUUGAAGCAAAGAAAAAGGCUGAUGAAUUAAAAAAAGCUGAAGAAAGAAAAAAGGCUGAUGAAUUAAAAAAAUCUGAAGAAAGAAAAAAGGCUGAAGAAAAAAAAAGAGAAGAAGAAAGGAGAAAUAAUAUGCAGUUAAGAAGAGCCGAGAUACUUAAACAAAUACAGAAAAAGAGAAUAGAAGAUGUAAUGAAAUUAUAUGAAGAAGAAAAAAAGGCUGAACAACUUAAAAAAGAAGAAGAAGAAAAAAAAAAGGCUGAACAACUUAAAAAAGAAGAAGAAGAAAAACGAAAGGCUGAACAACUUAAAAUAGAAGAAGAAAAAAGAAAGGCUGAAAAACUUAAAAAAGAAGAAGAAGAAAAAAAAAAAGCCGAACAACGUAAAAAAGAUGAAGAAGAAAAAAUAAUAAAGGCUGAACAGCUUAAAAAAGAAGAAGAAGAAAAAAGAAAGACUGAACAACUUAAAGCAGAAGAAGAAAAAAAAAGAAAGAUUGAAGAACUUAAAGCAGAAGAAGAAAAAAUAAUAAAGGCUGAACAACUUAAAAAAGAAGAAGAAGAAAAAAGAAAGGCUGAACAACUUAAAAUAGAAGAAGAAGAAAAAAGAAAGGCUGAACAACUUAGAAAAGAAGAAGAAAAAAAAGCGGAAGAUUUAAGAAAAGAAAAAGAAGCUGUAAUAGAAGAAGAGUUAAGAAAAGAAGAUGAAAAAAGAAGAAUGGAAGUAGAAAAAAAAUAUAUAGAUACAAAAGAAGAUAAUUUUGAAAAUAUCAAAGAAUCCAAUAGAAAAAAUACACCAAAUAUUAAUAAAGAAAUAUUCGGUUCGGAAAUAAAAGAAAUUGUUAUUACAAAAAAUAUGCAGUUAAAGGAAGAAGAUUCUUUUGAAAAGCAUAAUUCUGAAAAUUCUAAGAAUUCCAAUAAAAAUGUAGAUUACCCAAAAGAAAAAGAUUUAUCAGAAGAUGAUAUAGGAAAUGUAUUAGAAACAUAUGAAAAUCAGAAAAUAAAUAAGGAUGAUACUGAAGGAUCGAAUAAUAGCAUUGCAGGAAAUAAUAAUGAUAUAAACUAUACGAAACUAGAUGUGGAAGAAUAUAAAAAAAGGGAUGUUAAAGAAACAAGGGAAAAAAUUAUAAAAAUAUCAAAAACGAAUAUGUGUAAUAAUGAUUUUUCAUCAAAAUAUUGUGAUUAUAUGAAAGAUAGUAUUUCAUCAGGUACAUGUUCUAAUGAAGAAAGAAAAAAUUUAUGUUGUUCCAUUUCUGAUUUUUGCUUACAAUACUUUGAUCAUAAUUCAAAUAAAUAUUAUGAUUGUACCAAAAAAGAAUUUGCUGAUCCUUUAUAUAGAUGUUUUAAAAAAAAAGAAUUUUCAAACAUGGUUUAUUUUGCUGGAGCAGGAAUAGUACUGAUACUCCUGUUUGUCAUUGGUUCAAAAAUAAUCAUAGGAAAGUGGUUUGAAGAAGCUACAUUCGAUGAAAUGGAUUUAAAUUAUGAUAAAAUAUAUACACUAGCAAUGAUAAAUAAUGAAGAAACUGAAGUAAACAAUCCUUUAAAUUAUUCUGCAGAAAACACAAUAAAAUGA
Plasmodium adleri (nom. inval.) is the source of this 5595-nucleotide messenger RNA. RefSeq names its product merozoite adhesive erythrocytic binding protein. NCBI's taxonomy places the organism in Eukaryota, Apicomplexa, Aconoidasida, Haemosporida, Plasmodiidae. The transcript is spliced from 5 exons. The record is from RefSeq and is a predicted model, not a curated record. Gene Ontology annotation, cellular component: membrane. The coding region runs from base 1 to 5595 and encodes 1864 amino acids.